Molecule: messenger RNA, 1306 nt
Organism: Selaginella moellendorffii
Lineage: Eukaryota; Viridiplantae; Streptophyta; Lycopodiopsida; Selaginellales; Selaginellaceae
Product: probable amino-acid acetyltransferase NAGS1, chloroplastic
Exons: 9
Coding region: 38-1306 (422 amino acids)
Biological process (GO): L-arginine biosynthetic process
Cellular component (GO): cytoplasm
Molecular function (GO): L-glutamate N-acetyltransferase activity, acting on acetyl-CoA as donor
Source: RefSeq, a predicted model, not a curated record
UUGGCAAAGCGAGAGACUCUAGACAAUAUCUUGCAGGAUGUUUCACUGCUCCAUGGAUUGGGAAUCCAGAUUGUGCUCGUUCCGGGGGUCCGCGUCCAAAUCGACGAUCUUCUCCGGGAGAGGGGUAAGGAGAUUUGGAUCUGCGAGAGGAGGGACUCUAGUUUUUCGAGCGGAAAAGAGAGGUAGAGAGCCGAGAUAUGUUGGAGCUUACAGGAUAACUGAUGCUCACGCUCUCGAUGCUUCCAUGGAGGCGGCUGGAAAAUUGCGCGUCGAGAUAGAGGCGAAGCUCUCACGGGGACCAAGCAUCCCUGUUCUUCGUCGGCAUGGCGAGAAUGAAAGGUGGCACGAGUCCGGCUUGGGUGUUGCGAGUGGGAAUUUUCUGUCAGCAAAGCGAAGAGGCGUGGUCAAUGGAGUGGACUUUGGAGCGACUGGAGAAGUGAAAAAGAUUGAUGCGGAACGCAUCAAAGAGAGGCUCGACAAGAACUGCAUCGUCCUGAUGAGCAAUCUUGGGUAUUCUAGCACGGGAGAGGUUCUAAACUGCAAUACGUACGAGGUGGCGACGGCGUGCGCGGUGGCUCUUCAGGCUGACAAGCUUUUGUGCCUGCUCGACGGUCCGGUUCUUGACGAGAAUGGAUUCCUGAUUCGCUUCAUGACACUUCUUCGGGCCGACCAGCUGAUAAGACAGCGCGCAAGCCAAAGUUACAUCGCUGCCGAUUACGUGAAGGCUCUGGCGGGGGCAAGCUACGCGAAAAGUCUCGGUCUAGCGGACGUUCCUUUCACGAAUGAAAGGCGCGGUUUUUAUGUGAGUGCGUCCACCGGCGACUUAGCACUCAGCGAAGAGAACUAUGAUUCCUGCGGGAAGGGGUUUGCUGUUGGUGGCUUGGUGCGGACACAAGGAUACUUAUCGGAGUUGACGGCCUCUGUUCACGUUUGUCGGGCAGGGGUAAGGCGGGUCCAUCUCUUGGAUGGUACCAUUGAGGGAGCUCUUCUCCUUGAGCUUUACACCAGAGAUGGAAUAGGCACGAUGAUCGCAAGUGAUAUGUACGAAGGCAUUCGUUGUGCCACCAAGGACGAUCUUUUACGAGGGGAGCUGGAGCAUUAUGUCGUCGUGGAAAGAGAAGGAUCGUUAAUUGCCUGCUGCGCACUGUAUCCUUUCCUCAAAGACAAAUGCGCAGAAGUUGGAGCUUUCGCUGUUUCUCCCGAGUGUCGCGGCCACGGCCAAGGCGACAGCCUACUCGGUUCGUUAGCAGGGGAUUUUUCCAGUGCCCCCUGGAGCAACUGCCGGCGGCGAGGCGGUCCGGAAUAG